Sporothrix brasiliensis 5110 is the source of this 579-nucleotide messenger RNA. RefSeq names its product 30S ribosomal protein S12. Gene Ontology annotation, cellular component: small ribosomal subunit; ribosome. The transcript is spliced from 2 exons. The coding region runs from base 1 to 579 and encodes 192 amino acids. Lineage: Eukaryota; Fungi; Ascomycota; Sordariomycetes; Ophiostomatales; Ophiostomataceae. The record is from RefSeq and is a predicted model, not a curated record. Gene Ontology annotation, biological process: translation. Gene Ontology annotation, molecular function: structural constituent of ribosome.
AUGGUGUCGCCGCUCCUGCGGCUGCUGUUGCGACCAGCGACGCCGCUCCGGACACAAUUCACACAAUCCGUGGCCAAGGCGACCGCAUUCACAUCAAUCACGACUCCGGCUGUCUCCCUGGCGCUACGUCUGCCCGCCGUGUCCGCGUUCCGUCUUUUCUCCUCGACGCCUUCCACCCAGGCCACAUUGAACCAGGUGCUUCGCGGCUGCCGCAAGCCCCGGCGCAAGCGGAAACCUGUGUCGCCGGCCCUGUCGGAGAUGAAGGCGCCGCAAAUGAAGGGCGUGUGCCUCAAGGUCGGCAUCACGCGGCCGAAGAAGCCCAACUCUGGCGAGCGCAAGACGGCGCGUGUCCGGUUGUCCAACGGCCGCCAUAUCACGGCAUACAUUCCCGGCGAGGGGCACAACAUCCAGCAGCACAGUGUGGUGCUCGUGCGCGGCGGUCGUGCGCAGGAUUGUCCUGGUGUGCGGUACCGUCUGGUCCGUGGCGCAUAUGAUUUGGAACAGGCUGGCGUGGCAAACCGGAUGACGAGUCGCAGCAAGUACGGCACGAAGAAGCCAAAGAAGGCCACUGUUGGCUAA